Spinacia oleracea (spinach) is the source of this 1941-nucleotide messenger RNA. Its product is annotated as probable protein phosphatase 2C 60. Gene Ontology annotation, biological process: protein dephosphorylation. Gene Ontology annotation, molecular function: protein serine/threonine phosphatase activity; cation binding. The transcript is spliced from 5 exons. The record is from RefSeq and is a predicted model, not a curated record. NCBI's taxonomy places the organism in Eukaryota, Viridiplantae, Streptophyta, Magnoliopsida, Caryophyllales, Amaranthaceae. The coding region runs from base 430 to 1629 and encodes 399 amino acids.
UGUUUUCUUUAUAGGGUUUGUCUGCUUUGGAGGAGAGAGAAAGAGAGAGAGAGCCUCUCAGUUUGGUUUGGUCACACACUGGUUGAGAAACAAGAUUACAAGAAAAAAAACUGCCCCUUUUCUUUUACCCUUUCUUCUGUUCCCAAUUUAUCUUCAUCCCCUCCUUCAUCAACUUGAACAACAGAGAAAUCAAAGUCUUACCCAAAGUCCCAGUUGCUAUGCAAGUUUGAUUCAUUUUUUAUGGAUCUGCAGAUCUAAUUUAAUUCAUACUAGUAUUGUUCAACUUUGCUUUGUUUUAGAUCUUUGCAGUUUACUUUUCCCAGUUGAUCAGAAUCUCAACUUUCUGCCUAGUCAAACUUGAAUUAAACUGGUGACUUGCAUCCAUUUCGGAUGUGGCAGAAUUGAAGGUUGACCUAGGUGAAAUGAGGGAUGUUAUCGAGGUUGAUAUCAUUCCUGAAGGCCUGUUGGCGGCCGUCUUCAGACCGUUAUUCUCACUCAGGUUCUGAUACAGCAGGACGGCAAGAGGGGCUUCUUUGGUAUAAGGAUACUGGGAAGCAUAUAAAUGGUGAUUUCUCCAUGGCUGUUGUUCAGGCGAAUAAUUUGCUCGAGGAUCAAAGUCAGAUAGAGUCAGGUUGUUUGAGUUUGCUUGAUUCUGGCCCUUAUGGAACAUUCCUUGGGAUCUAUGAUGGCCAUGGCGGACCUGAGACAUCACGUUAUAUUAACGACCAUCUCUUUUACCACCUUAAAAGAUUUUCUGCUGAGCAACAGUCAAUGUCAGUUGAUGUGAUAAAGAAAGCAUUCCAAGCAACUGAGGAUGGAUUCUUCUCCAUUGUUGCCAAACAAUGGCCCAUGAAGCCCCAGAUUGCAGCUGUUGGGUCUUGCUGUCUGGUUGGUGUGGUUUGUAAUGGCAUCCUUUAUAUUGCUAACUGUGGGGAUUCUCGCGCUGUGCUUGGAAGGGCUGUCCAGGCAACCGGUGAGGUUCUUGCAAUCCAGUUGUCUGCAGAACACAAUGUUAGUAUUGAAUCUGUGAGACAAGAGAUGCAUUCCAUGCAUCCAGAAGACUCAAAUAUCGUAGUGCUGAAGCAUAAUGUAUGGCGAGUAAAAGGCUUGAUACAAGUUUCUAGAUCUAUUGGUGAUGUAUAUCUUAAAAAAACAGAGUACAACAGGGAGCCUUUAUAUUCUAAAUUUCGCCUCCGUGAACCUUUCAAGAAGCCAAUUCUGAGUUCUGAUCCAACGAUUUCUGUGCAUGAGCUUCAGCCACAUGACCAGUUUGUUAUAUUUGCCUCUGAUGGUCUCUGGGAGCACCUUACCAAUCAAGAAGCAGUUGAUAUUGUCCAGAAGAAUCCACACAAUGGAAGUGCUAAAAGACUGGUAAAAACAGCGUUGCAAGAAGCAGCUAAGAAACGAGAGAUGAGAUACUCUGAUUUGAAAAAGAUAGAACGUGGGGUACGCCGGCAUUUCCACGAUGAUAUCACUGUGAUUGUUAUAUACUUGGAUUCUAAUCUAAUAUCCAGAGCCAGCUCAAGCUCAGUAAGGGGUCCCACUUUGUCACUGAGAGGUGGCGGUAUCACCCUGCCUGCAAAAACUCUUGCUCCUUGUGCCACGCCCAUGGAAGUUGGUAACAGCUGAUAAAAGGUUUCCUCCCCCCCCCCCCCCCCCCCCCCCCCCCUCCCCCUUUUUUUUUUCCUCUCACGUUAUCAUCUCUGUUGUAUCUAAUCCCCCAAAACCCUUUUUCCAGACUUCUGUUCAGGUGAUACAGUAUUUAGAAAGAUAAAAGGGAAGGUUCUGAUCUUUUAUUUUUAUUUUUUAAGUUAAAAUUUUAAAAUUCUUUAAUGUAAAAUGUAACACUUAACUUUGGAAUAGCAUGUUAAAUGAUUUGGUGAGCAGAAUGAAAAAGAAAGAAUCUGCAAGGCAGCUCGAAAAGGUGACAAGUAAGAUUCA